AAUUCAUACUUUAACAACGAAAAGCAAAGGGUAUGCCAGAACGAACGCUUUGUUUCGGUGUUUCUCUAUAAUAAAAAUGGCGACUGCUUGACAAAGCGUAAAAAAUUGAAAAUUGCCCAACAUUUUGCUUGGCUUUGCUUCACAUACAAAAGCAUACAUCGAACUUAGCUGUCAAAGAAAAUCAGUCUUAUGCGUUGCCUAUGUGUAUAUAUUAGAGGAAAUCUUAUUAGUUCAAUGUAUAAGAGUUUCAGUAGUAGUAACUUGCUAGGUAAAUCUAAAAACCAAAUUCAAUGGGACCUAAAUCAAUGAAAACGGCAUCACUGAUAUUAACUUUAGGAAAUUGUGUGGCAACAUGAUUAGAGCCUCAGACAGACAUUUAUUUUUGACAUUUAAAAAGCGUGAUGUUUUCUUCAUGGAAUGUCUUUGAACAGAAUUAGUACCAAAUUACAUAAAUUAAAUUGGGGCUUAAUCAAAUCUUGACAUACAACUCAAUUUAAAUUUAAAGUUGUUCGAAAAUUAUUGGCUAUGUAUAAAUUCUUAGCUGCAUCCCGUGGUAAUUACCACCGGCUCGUCCAAAGUAGUAGUUACUGGCAAGGACUACAUAAUCAGCGUUGCUAUUCGCAACCAAGCCGAAGACCCGGAUUUUUUUCGCAGUUCAUCGACAAUAUUAGAUCAGAAAUUGAUAAAAAUAAUGAAAUGAAAGAAAAUAUAAAAAAGUUUCGCGAAGAAGCACAGAAAUUGGAGCAGUCCGAAGCUCUUCAAUCGGCUAGGCAGAAAUUUAAUAUCGUUGAAUCUGAGGCACAAAAGUCUUCAAAUAUUUUGAAGGAACAAUUAGGGAGUAUAAAAGACAAAGUUAGUGAUGUGUUAGACGAAGCAAGUAAAUCCGAUAUUGCAAAAAAAGCAACAAAAUUAUCCGAAGGAAUUUCGAAGACGGCUAAAGGUGUAACUGAAACUAUAACAGAGAAAAGUGAAAAAAUUGGACAGACAUCUGCUUUUCAGGCUAUAUCAACAACUACAGAAAUGAUCAGACAAGAAAUAGGGUCCCAAAGCAUAAAUUCAAGAGUAUAUCGUUCUCCUCAUAAACUGCGAAAACGUAUUGAAGUCGAAUAUGCAAGCGAUGACCGAGUGGUUGAGCCUAAUGCUGAUGCAACAGGAGUCGAGCUUCACAAGGAUUCGAAAUUUCAUCAAUCGUGGGAAAAUUUUAAAAAUAACAAUGCGUAUGUGAAUAAAGUACUUGACUGGAAACUUAAAUACGACGAGUCGGAGAAUCCUAUGAUACGCGCUUCCCGCCUCUUAACAGAUAAAUUUUCAGAUGUUAUGGGAGGACUUUUUUCGAAAACAGAGUUAUCAGAAACACUUACUGAACUAUGCAAAAUUGAUCCGAACUUCGAUCAAAAACAGUUUCUUCGCGACUGUGAGACUGAUAUAAUACCAAACAUCUUAGAAGCGAUGGUUAAGGGAAAUUUAGAAAUCCUUAAGGAUUGGUGUUUUGAAAGCACCUACAAUAUAAUUGCAACACCUAUAAACCAAGCUAUUAAGUCGGGUAUGUAUUUGGAUUCGAAGAUUCUUGAUAUCGAAAAUAUAGACUUGGCGAUGGGUAAAGUAAUGGAGCAGGGACCAGUACUUAUAGUUACCUUUCAAGCCCAACAAAUAAUGUGUGUUCGUGAUAAGAACCACGAAGUAGUGGAAGGUGAUCCAGAUAAAGUCAUGCGAGUAAAUUAUGUGUGGGUUCUUUGUCGAGAUCCCAACGAGUUAAAUCCAAAAGCAGCUUGGCGGCUUAUGGAAAUUUCGGCUAAUAGUCAAGAACAAUUUGUAUAAUAGGGAAUUAAAUGUUAACUAGCUAUUAAUUAGUUGCCGUUAAAUAUUUCUGAUAUUUUUAUUAAGGAGUGUUUCAUGUAAAUAAUACAUGCGGUUCGUGUUCUAUUUUCAUUUACAGAAAGUUUUCUAUAACUUUUUGAUGAAUACAUCCUGUCUUGAAAAAAAAGUUAAGGUAACAUUUUGUGAAUGAAAAUAUUGAACAUAAUAAUAUAUGUAUGUUGUAAUAACAGGUCCGUCUGGCAUUAAAAAUUCACAUUUAUUGUUGAAGACGGCAAGAAAACAAAUCUGUACAUAUUAACUAAUUUAAAAGAUUAAAGAAAAGCUGAAACAAUGUUUGUUAUAA
Molecule: messenger RNA, 2161 nt
Organism: Bactrocera oleae (olive fruit fly)
Lineage: Eukaryota; Metazoa; Arthropoda; Insecta; Diptera; Tephritidae
Product: mitochondrial import inner membrane translocase subunit TIM44
Biological process (GO): protein import into mitochondrial matrix
Cellular component (GO): mitochondrial inner membrane
Molecular function (GO): protein-folding chaperone binding
Source: RefSeq, a predicted model, not a curated record